ACAGUCUUCUUUUUUGUGAAUGUCUGCAACUAAAGGAAAUUGUUAAAAUAAUUAAAAAAGAAAGUAUUUCACAAAAAGUUUAUAUUUCUAUAUUGUAUAAUUACUAUCCAGAGAUGUUUUGGCAGUUUUUUUUUAUUGUAUUAUAUGAAUCAUAGGAUUCAUAUCUACUACAUUUAAUUUUUUAUUAUAAAGUACGAGUGAUGCCCAGAAACCCCGACAAUUUUUUAAUAUGACACAUUUAUUUCUACUGGUGAUUUUUGCUUUCAAUUAUGUAGAAGUACAUACUUCCCUCGGAGACAGUUUUCCUUCUUAUAGAAAUUGUGUUUUAGAAUGCACUGACAAAAGAUGCGAAAAGGAUGGUACACGGUAUAAAAGAAAUUGUUGUGGUGCUAUUUUUGAUGUUUUCAAAUGGAAAUGUUCAGAAAAUUGUAAAUAUGACUGUAUGUGGCCAAUGGUAGAAGGUUUAGUUGAACGUGAUUGGCCUGUCCCUCAAUUUCACGGAAAGUGGCCCUUUAAAAGAAUCCUUGGUUUACAAGAACCUGCAUCAGUAGCAUUUUCUAUAUUGAACUUGCUCACAAAUUUAUUUAUGUUCAACAGAUUUAGAGAACAAAUACGUUUUACUUUGCCAUCAUUCAAUAUAUGGUCGCUCUACACAUUGGUGUCAGCAAAUUGUUGGAUCUGGUCAGCUGUAUUUCAUGGACGAGAUACCAUGUUUACUGAAAUUAUGGAUUACAUCAGUGCAUAUGCAAUGGUUUUGUUUGCUUUUUAUACCAUUGGACAUCGUAUUUUAUUAUUUAGUAAACCAAUUAUUAAAAGCACGUUUACAUUAAUUUGUUCUUUUGCUUUUAUUUAUCACUCAUUAUACUUACUCACUACAGAAUAUGAUUAUAAAUAUAAUAUGACAACAAAUUUACUAGUUGGCACAGUUACUGGAACAGCUAUGCUAAUUUGGGCUGUAUGGAACCGCAAAAAAAUGGGUCAUGGUAAAUAUUUGAUAUUUUAUGUAAUUGGUAUGACAUUAGCAUCACUGUUAGAAUUAGCAGAUUUCCCUCCAAUUUUGUGGACAUUUGACGCUCAUUCUCUAUGGCACCUUGCUACUGCUCCUAAUGCUUAUUUUAUGUACAAGUUUGCCAUAGAAGACUGUAAACAUCAACGCAGAAUGUUCCUCAAAUGACAGUUUCUUGCACUGGGGAUACCUCAGACACAAGAAGAAUAAUUAUUAGUUUCGCCUCAUAACUUCUAUGCUUGGUGUGUUUUAACUUUUAAAUUAUUCUCUUUUAAUUGAAUAACCUUCAUUAUCAGUGUAUUAUUUUUAUCUAAAUUUUGUAUAAAGAAAAGUGUUAUUUAUUAUUUUAUAAAAAUGAAGUGCAUACUACAUUUUUUCAAUGUUUUAUUUCCAUUGUUAAAUUUUUUCAAAAAUUAUUCAUUCUAAAAGAAUGCAUUUGAAGGGGACAGGUGUUAUUCUAUGCCCUGGUAGCAAAUUUUACAUUAUAUAAAACAACAAUAAAUAAAAAAAAAUAUUUUUUCAAAAAAUAAAUGUCGCUUGUAAAUUUAAAAAAUGUAGGUACUGUUUUUAUUACGGAACGUGAAAAAUAGUUUUUAUAUAAUAACAUCAUAAUGUUAUAAUGAUUCUUUUUAUAUGAUACAAAGAUAAUUUUCAAAUUUACAUGUUUAAAUUUGUAUGAUAUUUAUAUUAUAAUACAUAUAAUUCCUAGAUACUAUUAUUUUUAAAUUA
Daktulosphaira vitifoliae (grape phylloxera) is the source of this 1735-nucleotide messenger RNA. RefSeq names its product post-GPI attachment to proteins factor 3 (gene PGAP3). Gene Ontology annotation, biological process: GPI anchor biosynthetic process. Bases 230 to 1174 code for a protein of 314 amino acids. NCBI's taxonomy places the organism in Eukaryota, Metazoa, Arthropoda, Insecta, Hemiptera, Phylloxeridae. Gene Ontology annotation, cellular component: endoplasmic reticulum membrane. Gene Ontology annotation, molecular function: hydrolase activity, acting on ester bonds. The transcript has 6 exons. The record is from RefSeq and is a predicted model, not a curated record.